GAACGGACUGCACUGGGGAAUAUCUGCCCAGGGAAUACAAUAGGUUUUCAGCUCAUUAAGUUGGAUAAACAAAUGGCUUUCUGUAGGAGAUGCUGUGAGUCAUGGGCAUCAGCAGGCAAACACUGGAAAGAUCAAUAACUCCAGAGGGGCGGUGGAGGAGCAUUAAUGGGAUGCCAUGAAAUUCACUAGAAGACGCCAACUGCCUGCUUGAGUGCAAACACUUGUCUGGCACUAAACUGAUGUGGAGGACCAGUGGUGUGUCAGAGACAUUGAGGAAAAUGGGUAACGCCAUGCGAGGCGUCAUCGCCUUCAUUCCCUCAGAGCGCUGUCAACGCUUCUUAGUAGGAGACCUGAAGGAGAUGCCUCUUGAUCGGACCCUAGACCUGAGCGGCCGGCAGUUGCGUCGGCUACCUGUUGCUGCCUGUGUCUUUGACGAGCUGGUGAAGCUCUACCUGAGUGACAACAACCUCAGCACUUUACCUGCUGAGCUGGAGGGUCUAAGGAAGCUGCAGCUGCUGGCCCUUGACUUUAACUGCUUUGAAGAGCUCCCAGCAGCUGUUUGCAGAUUGCCCCAGCUCAACAUCCUUUACCUGGGCAACAACAGGCUUUACCACCUCCCCAGAGAACUGCGAGAGCUCAAGGAACUUAGUACUCUGUGGCUGGAGACUAAUUGCUUCACUGUUUUCCCUAAGGUGGUUUGUGAGCUCUCUAAUCUCAAGACCCUGCACCUCGGUUAUAACCAGAUACGGAGUUUACCGAAAGAACUUAAACGGCUGGAAGAGCUAAGAAGUAUCUGGCUUGCUGGGAACCAGCUGGCAGAGUUCCCACCAGUGUUGCUGGAAAUGCACUUUCUAGCUGUCAUUGAUGUGGAUCGGAACAAAAUACGCCAAUUCCCAGGCCUGUCUCACAUGCAGGGGUUGAAACUUGUCAUUUAUGACCACAACCCCUGUGUUAACGCUCCAGCAGUAGGUGAGGGUGUCAGGAGAGUCGGACGCUGGGCAGAUAGCUCAGAUGAUGAGCAGGAAGAUGAUGGGUCAAAAGCAGCCAGUGAGACUACAGCUGAGGUCACGGAAGUACAACCUGAAGAGGAGCACAACAUUUAGGGGUCAAGGAGCAAAGUGACCUUCAGCCGUGGCGAGGCCUGCCAGCACAGGAUGACAUUCAAGUGGAACACUACGGUGGAAGGGUGUGCUGUACGUCAGGGUGUUGGUCUUUGGUCCAUAUAUGGUAAAACCAGUCAUAUGAGCUUUAAUAUAAGACACUAAGUAAAAAAUAGUCCAGAAAUGUGACCUGUGUAAAAAGGGACAUUUGAAUCUUGAAAUUAAAAUGUUUAAUAUGUUUGGUUUUAAUAUGUAUAAAAUGUCAGUGUCUUAUUUAAAUUUGUAAAACUCUGUAUAUACCUUCAAACGAUCAGUUGCAACAAUAGUGACUUUGUAAAUUGAUUUUAAUUUUCACCAUAUCAGAUUUCAGCAUUAGAGCAGUAAACAGUACUGUGUGUGUGUGUUUGUGGGACAGUAAUACAGAAUGAUAUUCAUACUUUUCCAUUAAAUUGACUAUGCAGUUAGUUGUUGCUGAGGCUAUUCUGGGGGUCAUCUAUGAAUUUGCUUAGUUCCAGAUAACCCUGAUGUCAACAGAUGCACAACGUCAUCAUUAAAUCAACAAAAGGCAUGAAAUGGCACCAUAUAAUUUCAAAGGUUUUCUGUGAUAACUAAAUUUAUUCUGCAAAUACCAAGAAAAAGAAGAGGAGAAAUUGUUCCAGCAGAGUCUGAGAUAAUACAUGUACCUGCUGAGGCUAAAUACAGUGAGGUUUUUAAUACAAGUGAUGGAUGGUUUAAGUCAAUUAGCGCACUCCUUAACCAGACCAAUGCAUAAUUCAUCUGAUAGAUUGGGGCUGUGGCUUUGAAUAAAGGCUGCUAAUGGUCCUUAAUAUCAUCGCAAUGGUUCUGAUUUGAAACAGAUCACAAAUGCAGCUUUCUAAUUCCUAAAUGUACCAGGAAAAUGUUCUGUAAACAAGAUUAUAUGUCAUUGUUAAAAAUAUCAUUUUGCACAUUUUGAAUCCUUUUUAAUAUUGAGAGAUGAGAAAAGGCUGCAUACCAGCCAUUUUACUGGGAAUAUUAUUUCUAAUUGCAUGCACAACUGUAUUUUCAUCUUUCAUUCAGCUUCCUA
This is a messenger RNA of Seriola aureovittata, 2166 nucleotides long. RefSeq names its product leucine rich repeat containing 10 (gene lrrc10). Gene Ontology annotation, molecular function: protein binding. The transcript has 2 exons. NCBI's taxonomy places the organism in Eukaryota, Metazoa, Chordata, Actinopteri, Carangiformes, Carangidae. The coding region runs from base 240 to 1103 and encodes 287 amino acids. The record is from RefSeq and is a predicted model, not a curated record.